This is a messenger RNA of Vanrija pseudolonga, 1181 nucleotides long. RefSeq lists its product as uncharacterized. The record is from RefSeq and is a predicted model, not a curated record. The coding region runs from base 12 to 1181 and encodes 389 amino acids. The transcript is spliced from 5 exons. Lineage: Eukaryota; Fungi; Basidiomycota; Tremellomycetes; Trichosporonales; Trichosporonaceae.
CGUCGGCCACAAUGUCCAUGUACAACGAGCGGUACGACGACGCGCUGUCCAAAGCGGCAUGGGUGUCGAAACGCGCCGGUGGGCGGACGUACCUCUUCAAAUACGCGCCGCACCCCGACAGACCAGGGUACCUCUUCGUCGCGACCGACCUCGAGACGGUGCACUUCGAGGCGCUGACCGCGCCGUCUGUCCCCACGCGGCUGGGGCAGAUCGCCGCGCGCGACGGGGACGGGGAAGACGUCGCCUCCUUGCCGUUUGACGAGGCGCAGCGGCGGACCGACGAGAGCUUGGCCGCGCUCGCGGACGCUUUCGAUGCCGGCUUGCCUGGCGCAAGCGUCGAAGCCGAGGCGGACGACUACUUCGACGCAGUGUUCACGCUGCGCUCUGGCUCCCUGUCGUGGUUGUUCAACAUGACAAGCGAGCUGCGCGGACGCCAGCCGCUCGCCUUCGUGAGCAAGCACCUCUUGCGGCCUCUAUCAGAUCUCCUCUCGCAGGACCGCGGCGUCGAGCCAUCAGGCGACACGCCAGCCGACGUCGUCGGGUCCGUGGUGGCCGACUCGGGCGUCGCGCGCGCCUUACGCCGGAUAACCGGCGCGCCGCCGCCCGCCUCGAGCAGGGUGACCCCGGCUCCGCGCGCGUCACCCGCGCCCAAGCCAGCCCCACCACGGACCAAGUCGCCCGAGGACCGCACGCCAAAGCAGCCGCCGUCGCCGCCGCGCGGGUCGACGACGGCCGCGGCGCCGCCCAAGCUCCCGCCCAGCAGCCCGACGCCGAUCGCGCGCAGGACGCCAUAUACCUACGGCACGGGGCUGCAUCCCAGCUCGUCCGUCGCCUCCCCGACACAGCUGAAUGUGCCGACGUCGCCGAGCGGCGUGCCGGCACCAGGCUUACGCUCCAGCACGCCCCCUGCGCCGCCGGCGUUAGCCGACCUCGCGUCGUCGCCGCCCCCGCCGUCGUCCCCGCCCCUGUUCCCCUCCUCGUCCGCCCCGGAGGGCACCGACCUCCCCACGUCCACGCAAGAUCCAUUACUCAACACCCUACCGAGUAAGAAGAAGGGCAAGAAGAAGCGCGCGAAGGAGGAAGAGGCCGAGGAGGAGGCGGCGGCGGACAAGCGUCGCGAGGAGAUGAAGCGCAAGAUGGCGGCUGGGGGCGGGGCGCGCCUCGGCCGGAGGAGGGUGUAG